CACACGCUGCAAAUGGCGUACUGGAUCCGUCUAAACAUGCAGCGACUGCCUCCUGAACCAAGUAAACAACAAAACCUCCAUUGCACGCCUUCGCAGGUCGCCAAACCCGCGCAUUCCCGACCCGCUCUACCUCGCUAUCGGAUAUCUUCGACGCGAUUCAGUCCUUAAUUGCUUGUGUCCGUACGCGGUGUCGCAUUACUCUCUCCUUGUCUAGAACCUCCCAAAGCAACGAAAAUGGCGCCCGCGCCUCGAGCGUCGCUGGCGCCUCGGCGCACCACGCAAGCCGAACAUAUCUAUGAACUGGGCGUGGUUGGGCGGUACAAAAACUGGUGUAACUGUUCCCGACUCGGGUGUUCGCGACGAACAUGGCAUGGAGCCGCUCGAGAACCUGUUCUCGUCGCCGGGUAAAUCAGACCAGAGCGAGGAACGAGACGACGCGCCUUCAGAGGAGGAUGACGGGAACGGAGAAGCCCCCAUGGACAUCACUACCACAUCGGGAUUUGGUCCGGCCGCGCUACUCAACGGCCAUGGGAAUAGGCUGCCCAUGCCGUUACCGCGCGUUCGGUCGCCAGUCAAGACGCUGCUCAAGUCCCCGGCCCAACGAAACCGGCUCCUUGCGCGCAACUCGUCAUCGCCCGCGCGCGGCGCACUCGUCCGAGACGGUGCCGAGAAGUCCAGCAGCCAGCCAGUACACGACCAAGCCGCAUCAAAACGCCGUCUCGACUUUAGGAGCGUUGAGACGGGCGGUCCGCACUCGUUGUCGCAACCGACCCGGGGGCUCGCGACUAGCCACCGCUUGCAGCCUCUUCAGCAAGAGAGUGAUGAAGGCAGCGAACAGGGAGCAGAGUACGACGAGGUCAAUGACUUUGUUGAAGAGUCCAUGGCUAUGUUAAACGGCGGCGACGAGGACGGCGACCCUCAAGCAGCGGCCAAGGAAGACGAGGAAGCCGAAGAAGAGAUCUCAAUGGUUGACGAAGGCGAUCCGGAUCCUCCUGCCCUGAAAGCCCGUGGCCGGCCGCCAAAGCAAAGCGAAAUUUCAGCUAAGCCAGCAAAACCACCCCAGAAGCCUGCCAGGCAGGUCGUGGAAGAGGAGGGUUCUGAAGAUGCGCAGUCUUCGGCAGACGAGGAAGAGGAGAUACCGGCUACCGCACAACACAAGCCAGGACCCAACGGUCGCGGUCGGCCUCCUAAAGCGGGCAAGGGCCCAGCCGCAGAACAACCUCAAGCUCGCGGAUCUAAGAAGCGACGCUCGCUAGGCGAGGAAGAAAGUGCUGCCGCCAGGGAACCUUCCCCUGAGCCCCAACCCAAGCGGCAGCGCACCGAACCAACCGCCGCCAGAAGCAAGAAACCAACCACCGACAAGCCACCAGAACCGGCCCCAAAAAAGGCCGCGGCACCCGCCCCGUCAGCAAAACCAAAAGGCCCUGGGCGCAAGCGCAAGUCCUCCACGGACGCAGACGCAGUCGUUGCCGCUGCGCGCCGCCCACCACUCCCCAAAUCGCGCGGCCUCCUCAUCAACCGGCGCGAGGCACCAGGGGACUCUUCCUCGUCCAUGUUCCGCACGCGGUCCGGGCGCACCUCGUUCAAGCCCCUCGCCUACUGGCGCAACGAGCGCGUCGACUACGAAAAGGACGAGGCCGAGGACGUGGUCGACUCGAGCCGCGCGCGGAACCGCUCCCGGUUCGUCCUGCCCAGCAUCAAGGAGGUUGUCCGGGUUGACGAGCCCGAGGUUGAGGUCCGGUCUAGAAAACCAUCCUCACGCAGCAAGGGUGGGAAGGGGAAAGGCAAGGGUAAACGGCGCCGGGGGAGUUAUGGGUAUGAUGAUGAGGAUGAUGAUGAUGAUGAACCAGCAGAUCUGUGGGAACUCGACCCGGGCACCGUCACAGGCGAGGUGGUGGUCUGGCAGCCCGAGUACGAGUUCCGCCCCCCCGCGCCCAACGACCUGGUCAGCGUCAUGGACAAGCAGCUGGCCAUCAGCGGGCGGGCCAUCAAGACGACCGAGGUGGUGGGCGGCGAGUUCCGGUACGCAAAAGUCUUUAGCGAAGGGUUCAUCGGCGCCGGGGUGGUUGACCUCCCGCCCGGGGCGAUCAAGCGGUUGAAAAACUCGCGGAAGGUGUUUAUGAUCUUUUUUGUCCAUGUUGGACGGGUGCUGGUUACGGUGCAGGAGACCAGUUUUCGGAUUGGGAAGGGGGGGAUAUUUAUCGUGCCGAGAUACAACGAGUACACAAUCGAGAAUGACUACGACCAUCCGGCCCGGAUCUUCUUCUCCCAAGGCCAGGAAACUGUAGCGCAGCCCCCGCCAGAAGAAGAGGGCGAGCAUGCUGGAGACGAGGAGGUGGAGGUGAGCCAAGCGGAGGAAGAAGGCAGCGAAGAGGGGGAUUGAGCCCUAUUGUACAGCUAGCUGCAGGCUCCCGAGUCCCGCCGGCCUGGGUGGUGUACUAAUGAUUCGGAAUAAUCGAGGACAAAAGGAUGGGCGGAGCGAUUGUAUUGCACAAACCUCGGGUUCUGGUGUCGCCGGACAGAACGCUCAUGAGCAUGUUUUUCUGAGAGAUGUUAUACCACCAAGUUUCACGUUCACCCCUGGGAGGCAUCAUGGAUUGUGUG
This is a messenger RNA of Canariomyces notabilis, 2604 nucleotides long. RefSeq lists its product as uncharacterized. Gene Ontology annotation, cellular component: kinetochore. Gene Ontology annotation, molecular function: centromeric DNA binding. Gene Ontology annotation, biological process: spindle attachment to meiosis I kinetochore; attachment of mitotic spindle microtubules to kinetochore; kinetochore assembly. NCBI's taxonomy places the organism in Eukaryota, Fungi, Ascomycota, Sordariomycetes, Sordariales, Chaetomiaceae. The record is from RefSeq and is a predicted model, not a curated record. The transcript has 4 exons. Bases 296 to 2383 code for a protein of 695 amino acids.